Molecule: messenger RNA, 392 nt
Organism: Thecamonas trahens ATCC 50062
Lineage: Eukaryota; Apusomonadida; Apusomonadidae
Product: antibiotic biosynthesis monooxygenase
Exons: 1
Coding region: 27-335 (102 amino acids)
Molecular function (GO): catalytic activity
Source: RefSeq, a predicted model, not a curated record
CCAUUUCUUCCUCUCUCCUUCCCAUCAUGACCACCUCGCCGGUCACUGUUGUUGUUCACAUUCAUGCCAAGGAUGGUCAGCAGGCGCUUGUUCGCUCCGAGCUCGAGAAGCUCAUCCCGAUCACUCUGGCCGAAGCCGGCUGCCUGGGCUACGAUCUGCACGUGGACAACGCCGACGACAAGCACUUUGUUUUCUACGAGACGUGGGAGUCCGAAGAGCUGCUGGAGGCGCACUCUAAAGCACCGCAUCUUGCAGCCUUUGGCGCGGCCACCAAGGAUGCCGUGGAGAGGUUCAGCCUCGACAAGAUGACCCGCAUCGCGCCGGCCACCGAGUAAGCCAUCAGCCCGAGGUGUAAAAGAGAGCCUUGAGCAGAUAAAAGAUGACCAAAGUUG